Messenger RNA from Cherax quadricarinatus, 3347 nucleotides. The record is from RefSeq and is a predicted model, not a curated record. Lineage: Eukaryota; Metazoa; Arthropoda; Malacostraca; Decapoda; Parastacidae.
GUUAAUGUCUCUUCUCACUACAGGCUACAAAGGGUGGUGGUGUCAAAUCACCUGAAGACCGGAGGAUGGAGAAAAUGCUAAGGAAAACGUCAAGAGAAAUUCACAAACUACGAAAUUCCAAAACGCCUAGAGGUCAACCUGAUGUUGUAUCAUUUAAAGAGAAAAUGGCAUUCUUCCUAAAGUCCAGCCCUACGAUUCCUCCUCUGAGUAUGGAUUCUGACAGUGAAGUGGCAUCGCCUACAGAGCCACUCAGCCCGUUACAUCUUCUAGCAACCACUACACUACCAUCAUACUCGUCUGCUACUGCAGACCAGAAAAACUCGUCUCAUUCAUCAUGCAUUGCAAGGCUAUCACUUAUAAGUACAGAUGAGAAGUCUGGCGAGCACACGCCCAUGCAGUCUCCACACACAUCAUCUCCCUCGUCACCAACGCCCACACUGGCUGCUACGCUACCCCCCAUGGCUGGGACUGCCUCUUUAUUAGUGAGGCAGUUAACUGCUAGACAAGCAACCACUGGUGCCAUUCCCAAGGUCUUCCGUCCUGAUGUUCUCUUCAGUACUGAAGACCAAGGUGUAGAAGUCUGAUUCUUCCCUUCAAAAGUAGAUGAUCAAUCAGUGGUUUUAUUUUUGUUGUUCAUGACUCGGUCUAUCCAGUAUCAUCAGGCUUACUUUUAUUUAUUUAAGAGACCCUGGAUUAAAGCUAGGACAGACAAGAAACUUUUAUUACUUAGUUGCUGAAUCUCAUAGUUUACAGCUUGACUUAUGACACAGGACUGGUGUAUAGAUGUCUGCUUUCUUCAGGGUUCUCAUCUUUUACAUAAAGAGGCUUCCAUAUGCCUGUGUUGCUGGGUGGACGUCUCGUGUCUCUCACAGUAAAAUCCCUUGAUGAAUUCACUCACAAGGAUUUUGUUUAUUUUUAUUGUAUAGUAAAGCCACAAAAGAUCAAUUAUGGCAUUAUUUGCUCAUAAGGCAGAGAAGUUUAUAUUACAUAUAUCAUACAUACAUACAGAUAUCAAUGCCUUGAUUAGUACGAAUAAUGAAUCCUGCUAAGCGAUUGCAGUAAUAGAAUUUGUACCACUUGAAGUGGUCAUAACGAAGUAUGAUAAUUGGUCCUACUCCAAUACUGCUGCAAUAACAAAUUUUAAUAUAUUACCAAAGGAUAAUAAAUUAUUAUUAUUAUUAUAAUCAAGGGGAAGCGCUAAACCCGGAGGAUUAUACAGCGCCUGGGGGGGGGGGGGAUGUGGAAGGCAUUCAGGCUUAAUUCGGGGAACUGGAGCACAGAUCCAAUUUCCUAAAUCAAGAGCCCCUCACCAACCAAAAGGAUAAUAAAAAUGUAUUUCUUAUUCAACUUUAUUAUAAACUAAACAAGUGAAAAUGUUACAUUUUAUUGUUGAUCUAAAUUAAAAAGGUUUCCAUUGGCCAUUUCUUGCAAGUGUGGUUCGAGCAAGUCACGGACAUUUGUAGAAUGUAGUUCAUAGAAACCAAGCCACCUUCCAGUAUUGGUUAUUUCUUCAACAACAGCUUGCACUUCAGAGGGAAAGCCUUCAAAGUUAUUUGCACAAUGAGGCAAAAUGUGUUUCCACACUGCAUGCAUAUUGCUUGGUUAAUUCUUCCCAAGCAUGGGAAAUACUUUUGGUGUUGGUCUGUGUGUCCAUCUUCCACUAUUUUCUUCAAAAAAAAAAAAAAAAAAAUUUAGCAGCAGCUUUAUUUGCACUGGCAGACUUGCCAGUAAUUUUAACAUUAUGCAAUUGAAUUUGAUUUAUAAAAGUCAAACCAACCAUUGCUUGCAAAAAAAAAAAAAAAAAAAAAAAAUCUUCCAUUUCUGCAUUGCCAGACACACUCAGAGCUUUUGUUUGAUAAGAGUAUCUCUUUUCUAUCAUGCAGUGCUUUUAUUUCUAGUUUGCAAGCCACAAAAAGCUGAUGCACUUAUACCUUUUUCUUUUACUUCAUGUGUUUUAUAUUAUAUAGAUUCAUGCAUUCCAACAUCUUGGCCUAUUUUAAAAUUUACAAUCACCAUGUGCAUGCCAGUGUUACAUCAGUUUUUUGCCUAACGUAAUAAGCCUCCUCUUAUUUUGUGCUUGUAUUAUUUGCACUAUAAGUAUUCUUCCGUUUGUCCAUAUUUGCUUAGGGCAGUUUAUCAAAAAUUAAAAUAUAGUAUGUACUGUAAACACGUAGGAUAACUGCGGCACGUCUCCACAUAACAGACAGCAGGAUGGACAGCAAACUUCUCCGAAUCCAAUUUUGACUUGUAUUAAAUAAGGUAUGAUUUUCUAAUUAAUACUAAAUCAAAUUUUGUACCAUUCAAAGUCAUACUGAUCAAGGCUCUGCUCUGCUGUGCACGCAUGUGCACACAUGUACACACACACACACACACACACACACACACACACACACACACACACACACACACACACACACACAAUAUUGUAUUUAAAGCUUUUUGUUGAUUUAAAAACAAAUUCUAAUACACAGCCCAUUAGCAUGGGAGUGAUGUUGUCACAAAUAGCAUAAAGAGUCUGUAUAUGCUGUGCCUUCCACUAGUGAUACUUCCUUCUUGUCUUCCACUUUUCAGGAGAUUUUAUUAAUUCUUGCAUUAUCAUACUCAUAGGAAGACUGUGCAAAUGUGUUCUAAAGAGACGUUUCAACAGUUAUUGUAAGUGCUGGUGUAUGCCUGUGGUAAGGCAAACCUCACUAUUAUGCUAGAAUACCAAGGCUUACCUGUGUACCUGCUCUGUGUCCACUGUCUAUGAAAAAAUCUAAAAAAAAAUUAUGUAAAGAAAGUAGGCACUCCUUGUAGAUUUUAAAGAGUUUUAAAAAUAAACCUCGGGUCCAAACCUGAUGUUAAAGCAUGCUUGUAUAAUCUUUGACGUUAUUCCCAGAAUUGUUGAAAUGUUACAUAUUGUUGUAUGUAUAGAGGUGGAGCAAUGCGUUGGCAGCUGUUUUGGGACUGAGUUGUUGGCAACUGUGAGAACAAGCAAUAUUAGAUGUGUUGGAACUAAGUCUUCUGCUCCUUUGUAUCUUUACUUUUUUACAUGGUCAUGUUUUUAUGACUGAAACCAAAUUAAUUUUAUAUAUUUGUACAUUGAAUAGGGCCAGACUUAUGAAGAGUAUUUAUAUAUUAUCUAUAACUUGUUUAUAUUAUGAAUAGUUAUUGUCUGCUAACAGAUUGAUACUAUUAAUAAAUGUGUCCAAGAAUAAGUACUAACUUGUUACAUUUCAAACUUUCAUGCAGAGAAGUUGAACCAAAAAAAUAUAUUGUAAAUAUGUAUAUAGAAUUAUAUAUAUACUAUUUCCAUGUGCCUUUGGCAGGUACAAAUUUGUUAUUUAUGCUAACAAAGAUGAAAUGAA